AUGGCGAGCCAAUCCUGCCACAUCAGCUCUGGCUGCAGGGUCAAGAACUUUAGCUCCCACUCUGCCAUUGUGCCCAAGCCUGGGGAUCACAGCUGUGUCAGUGCCAUGGCCCAUCAUGGGGGCAGUUCUGGGGCGAUAGGCUACUGGCACCUCGGAGGCUUUGGCAGUCAGAGCCUGUGUACAGUGGGGUCUCCUCAGAUUGCAGUGAGUUGUAGAUGGCCCCUACACAGCAGGGGCAGGUUUGGCUACUGGGCAGGGGGCCUUUGCAGGCCCAGCCCACCCCAUAUCACAUCUGUCACCAUCAACGAGAGCCUCCUCACGCCCCUCAAUCUAGAGAUCGACCCCAAUGCCCAGUGUGUGAAGCAUGAGGAGAAGGAGCAGAUCAAGUGUCUCAACAAGUUUGCUGCCUCCAUUGACAAGGUGCGCUUCCUGGAGCAGCAGAACAAACUGCUGGAGACCAAGCUGCAGUUCUACCAGAACUGCGAGUGCUGCGAGAGCAACCUGGAGCCCCUGUUCCAGGGCUACACUGCGACUCUGUGGCGGGAGGCUGAGUGCAUGGAGGCCGACAGCGGCAGGCUGGCCUCAGAGCUGAACUGCACGCAGGAGGCACUCGAGGGCUACAAGAAGAAGUAUGAAGAAGAGCUGGCCCUCAGAGCCACAGCUGAGAACGAGUUCAUGAUGCUGAAGAAGGUGAGUGACUGUUCUCACAUGGGAAUAAUUAAAUCCUGGACACCGGACGCUCUGAUGCUUAAGCCCCAGUGGGAGGAGGAAAUCCGCCUCCUUCAGUCACAACUCUCUGACACCUCCGUGGUGGUGAAGGUGGACAACAGCUGGGAGCUCAACAUGGACUUGGUUGUGGCCGAGAUCAAGGCUCAGUAUGAUGAUAUUGCCAGCUGCAGCCGGGCAGACGCCGAGACCUGGUACCAAACCAAGUGUGAGGAGGUGAAGGCCACAGUGACUCAACAGGGUGAGAACCUCCGCAGAACCAAGGAUGAGCUCAACGAGCUGAACUGCAUGAUCCAGAGGCUGAUGGCAGAGGUGGAGAACGCCAAGCAGCAGCACUGCAAGCUGGAGGCUGUGGUGGCCCAGUCUGAGCAGCAGGGUGAGGCAGCCCUCAGCAAUGCCUGCUGCAAGCUGGCUGAGCUGGAGGGAGCCCUGCAGAAGGCCAAGCAGGACAUGGCCUGCUUGCUCAAGCAGUACCAGGAGGUGAUGAACUCCAAGCUGGGCCUGGACGUGGAGACCGUCACUUAUCGCAGACUGCUGGAGGCCGAGGAGAUCCAGAUGUGUGAAGGCAUGGGCUCAGUCAAUAUCUGUGUGAGCCGUUCCCAGGGUGGUGUGGUCUGCGGGGAACUGGACUCCACUGCCUCCCGUGGCUCAGGGGGUGUGGCCAUCAGCAGUGGUGCACUGUGCUCCCCCUCUGCAGUGGGGGCCUGCUCCAGUGCUCGAUCUGUGCGGUUUACAUAG
Molecule: messenger RNA, 1464 nt
Organism: Nomascus leucogenys (northern white-cheeked gibbon)
Lineage: Eukaryota; Metazoa; Chordata; Mammalia; Primates; Hylobatidae
Product: keratin, type II cuticular Hb5-like
Biological process (GO): intermediate filament organization; keratinization
Cellular component (GO): keratin filament
Molecular function (GO): structural constituent of skin epidermis
Source: RefSeq, a predicted model, not a curated record